Messenger RNA from Scheffersomyces coipomensis, 939 nucleotides. It is a transcript of the gene ECM331, whose product is annotated as Ecm331p. Lineage: Eukaryota; Fungi; Ascomycota; Pichiomycetes; Serinales; Debaryomycetaceae. The annotation marks the transcript as partial. Gene Ontology annotation, cellular component: cell wall; plasma membrane. The record is from RefSeq and is a predicted model, not a curated record. The transcript has a single exon.
GAUGUAGCAUCUUUAAAUGCUUGUCCAACUUUAGAUGGUACUAUUGAAAUUACAGGUGAUGAAAUUGUUAGUUUACAAUUACCUUCAGUUCAAGAAAUUGAUGGUGAUAUCAAUAUCUUUAAUUCUUCAUCUAUCAACAAUAUCAAUUUAAAUCAAUUAAGUUCUAUCAAUGGUUCUUUAUCAAUCACUGCUUUAACUGCAUUAGCAUCAAUUGAUUUCACUUCUUUAGAAAAUGUCGAAGAUUUGGAAUUAAUCUCGUUACCUUCUUUAUCAUUAGUGACUUUUUUAAAAGGGUUACAAACCGUUAAUGAUCUUCAAUUAUCAGAUACUGCUUUACAAACCAUUCAAGGUUUUAAUACUUUUGAUACUGUCAAUAUUUUAAACAUUAAUAAUAAUAAAAAUAUUUCUACUAUUGAUUUACCUUUACAAACUGUUACCAAUACUUUAUUAAUUUCCUUUAAUAAUGAUCAUGCUGAAAUUGUUUUAGAUGAUUUAAUUUGGGCUUCAAAUUUAACUAUUCAAGAUGUUGAAUCUAUUUCUGCUCAAAAUUUAACUGCUGUAAAUGGUUCCCUUAUUAUUGCUUAUAAUAUCUUUGAUACUUUAGCUCUUGAUAAUUUAACUGCUGUUGGUGGUUCAGUUGAAAUCUUUGCUAAUGAUGAAUUAACUGAUUUAUCAUUAUCUGAUUUAUCAACUAUUGGAGGUGAAUUAAGAUUAUUUAAUAAUACUAUUUUAGAAUCAAUUACUAAUGAUUCAUUUGCUUCUUUAACUAAGAUUAAAGGUGCUUUCAAUGUUGCUGGUGAUAUUGCUAAUUUUACUUUACCAAAAUUAACUUUAGUAGCCGGUGAUUUUAGUUUGAUUUCAACUAAUGAAGAUUUUGAUUGUAGUCCAUUCAAUAAAUUACAUAGUUCAAGUAGUAUUCAAGGUCAUGAUUAUACUUGU